CGUAGUUUGUAACUUACGUGUUAUUUUUUUCAGUAUGUUUACAAAUUGAAUGUUGAAGUUAACUACCUCUACCAAUCACAGUACUAUAGUGAGACGGUCAGUAUUUUAGGCAAUACCUCGAGUAAUGUAAUUCUUGAAAUAUACUGGGCUUCAAAUUCAUUUACAUCUGAUUUUUAGUGCAGAAAUAUUGCCAUUAAUUUGAAAGGUGCAGAUAUAUUUCAACUUUAACUUAAAAGUUAAAGUAUGUAAGUGAUAUUUAACUUUUAAGAAAGAAACAAAAAAUCGUGGAAUACUAGUAAUCUGAAAUUAUGGGAACAAAAUGUUUCUUUACCAAAACAUAUUGAUUAAUAGUUGUCUUAAAUAAAGUAGCUAUUCUUGAAAUUGGAAAGAACAAAUAAUUUUGAAUGUUAUUUUCAUAAACGAUUUUAUGUCCAAAUAAGCCUACUUUACUUGGGAAUGAGAGAGGAAAUGGGAUUAAUUCAAAAUAGUAAAAAACAAAUGUCUUGCUUUCUUUGCUAAAUGUGAUAAGGCUUUUGUAGCUAAGAAUUACUGAUAAUGUGGUACUACUAACCCAAACAGAAAACAAAAUGUUUGAAAGCAUUGUAGCAGACUUACUAAAUAAGUUUCUUGGAGACUAUGUUGAAAAUGUGGAUCGUUCAAAAUUAAAACUUGCAGUAUGGGGAGGAAAUAUCAUUCUGAAGAACAUUGACAUUAAGCAAAAUGCACUGGAAGAUUUAGAUCUUCCAUUAAAAAUUGCUUUUGGAUAUUUAAGUGAACUCAUUCUGAAGAUUCCAUGGAAAAAUAUUUAUUCAUCUCCAGUCACUGCUGUAAUUGAUGGGUUGUAUGUUAUUAUCACACCCAGUGCUGUUCAAAAAUAUGAUGAAGAAAAAGAGAAAAAAAUCUUCCAAGAGACAAAGAAUGAAGUACUUCAGGCAGCUGAAAAGGUGAAAAUUAGAGAAGCUAAAAAACUCAAACACAGAAAUAAAAAACAAGACUCCUUUAAAGAGAAAAUACUUACCCAGAUAAUUCGUAAUUUGCAGGUGAAGGUUAAAAAUGUUCACAUUCGAUAUGAAGAUGAAUUCAUCAAUUCAAAUUCUCCCUUUGCUGCUGGAAUAACACUUCAUAACUUAUUGUUUGAAACUACAGAUGAGAGCUGGAAACCAUGCAUAGUCAAAGAAACUGUAAAAAUAUUUAAUAAACUUGUAAAUAUCGAUAGUUUAGGUAUAUAUUGGAAUAGUAGUUCAAAACUCUUCAGCAAGAUGGACUCUGAUAAUAGGAGAAGGGCAAUGCUACAAGCCAUUGCUUCUAAAAACCAUAAGCCAAUAAAUCAUUCUUUUUUGCUUAAGCCAGUAACUCUUAGUGCAAGAAUAGUGUUGAAUCCCAAACCAGAAGCUGAUGGAUCCAAUUUUUCCAUUCCAAAAGUUUGGUUGAACAUCAUAGUUGAUCAUGUUUUUAUCGAAAUGAGCAAAUCACAAUAUCAAGACAUUGUACAUCUCAUAGAAGCAUUGGAUCGAAUGUCAAUUGCAUCCAUUUAUAGAAAACACAGACCAGAUAAGCCAUACAAAGGAAAUGCAAAACUGUGGUGGGAAUUUGCAUUUAAAUGUGUUCUUGAAGAUAUUCAAAGAAAACGGAGAAAUUGGUCAUGGAUACAUAUGCAGCAGCAUCGACAGACUUGUUGCAAGUAUAAAGAUCUGUACAAGGAAAAAUUGUUAUCUAAGAAACUUUCCCAGAAUAUUCGGCAACAAAUUGAUGACUGUGAAAAUAAACUGGAUGUUUUUAACAUAACUCUCAUGCGGAGGAAAGCAGAAGUAGACGUUUCCCACAAAUUAAAAAGCAAAGCAUCACAUUCAGGUAGACGGUUUAGCAGCUUGUUUUGUGACAGCCUAAAAACUAAAAAAACAAACAGUAAUGUUAGAGGUGAUAUUGUUAAGAAACUUAAUGAAGCUAUGACAGAGUCAGAGAAAGAAAAACUGUAUAAAGCUAUUGGUUAUCAAGAAAAUGCUCUCCCAGUAGAAUAUCCAAGAGAAUUCAUUGCAAACAAAGUGAUUUUUGAGUUAAAUAAAUUUGUCAUCUCAAUUAUAGAUGAUACAAAAGUUAUAGAAAUAAUGAUGGUUGAUUCAAAGGGUAUUUCAAGUUUGAUUGAGCACAGACCGGCUGCAGAAGCAAUCAAACUGGAUAUGCAAGUGCGAGAUUUUACUAUGUUUGGAUCCUUAUCAUCAGAUGAAAAAAGACCACAGGUAAUCAAACUUGAAAAUUUAAGUGCACCAGAAAAAAGUACAGUACUUCAAAUUUUGGUUGAAACAAAUCCAUUAGAUCAGCUAUGUGAUCAAAAAAUAAAUGUAUUAACAAUGCCACUGGAAAUAAUUUUUGAUGCUCUCACUGUUAACAACUUAAAUGAAAUGUUUAAGUUACCACACACAUUACAGACUUAUCAGUUGCAGGCUGAUGCUACAAAGAAGCUGGAAGAAUUCAAGUAUCGAACAUCACUUGGCUUAGAAGAUGUUUUUGACCAACACAAAACUUUGGAUCUCAAUAUUGACAUCAAACCUUCAUAUAUUGUUAUUCCAGAAUAUGGUGAUUUAAAAAAAAGUCAAAAUGUACUGGUGAUAAACCUUGGAAAUUUUCAAAUGCAGUCAGUUCAAAGAGAAACAAAAAGUUCACUAUCACAAAAAAAGUUUGUUAAAAAAGAAGAAGCAAAGAAAGAAGAAAAUGAAACAGUGAUGACUGAAGGAUAUAAUAAAUUUCAUAUCCAUUUACAAAACCUUGUUUUAUUGCUUACAAAAGCUGGAAAUGAUUGGAGAAAACAUACUGAAGAGGAAAUGUCAACAACUAAUUUAUUGUACCCUGUCACUGUGGAUGUUAGCCUCAUGAAAGCCAUUUUUACAAAUGACAGUCAAAUGCCCAAAAUAAAAAUUUAUGGAGAAUUACCACUUUUGAAUCUAGCUUUUUCUGACUUGAAACUGCAAAACUUAAUGAACAUUAUUCAAAGUAUCCCAUUUCCAGAAGGCCAACCAUAUUACAAUCCAGAAAGAAAAGAAACAUUAAGUUCUGCUGUUACAACUGAUAUCAGGCAGGUUCAAGCAAAACCUCUAAAAGAAGUCAUUCAAUUAGAAACAUUAGUAAAUUAUGACAAUGCUAGGGAAGAUAAACAAUGUACAUAUGGGACUAAAGAAAAUGAAGCUAGUGAGCUUACAAAACUUCAGCUAAAUCUAGAGAUAAAGAGAAUAUCAAUUAGCCUCUCUCAUCAAGUAGAUGGAAUAGAAAAACAAAUUAUGGGACUUGAACUUCACAGACUUGGUACUUAUGUAUGCAUACACACUUUCGAUAUGAGUGCAGAUAUUUUUCUUGGUGGAAUUUAUCUAGAGCACAAGGAAUAUUUAACACCAGAUAAACAGGUACUUUACCUGUUGAAUACUCCUUUCACAUCCAGUACAUCAGAAAACUUCUUUACAUUAAAUAUUUUGCAGGCUGAUAAGAAAGGACCUAAGUUUGUUACACACUAUGAAUCCACUUUUCAAAAGGUUUUUGUCAGGUUUGCACAUUUGGAUAUAAUGUUGCACCAGGAAGCCUUGUUAUCUCUAAUUAAGUUUGCCUCUAAUUUGACAUCACAUAAGGAGCAACCACAAAAAUCAGCAGUAAGUAGGACUGCUGUAAAUGAGUUAAAACAUCAACUUGCUCAAAUAUCAAAUGAAAAGAAGCAUUCAAAAAGAAAGUAUAAAGAUGAUAACAUUAUUGACACCAUAGCCAGUGUUGAACUUUCUUCCCUUUGCAUUUCACUUUGUACAAGUAAUAUGAACAUCAUGAGUAUGCAAAUCAGAGAAAUGGAUGGUGAAGUGAAACUUUUGAAAUCAAAAACAGUAUUAGCUUGUUGUUUGAAAGAAAUUUUGGUGACUAACUCUAUACCAAAUAUUUUAUAUUCAAAAAUUUUGUCUACUGUCAGUGAAGAAGUGCUGAGAGUGGAAAUUGUUUUAAAUAAAUCAAAAGAAGAAAAGUACUUGGACAUAACAUCUGUAGAUAUGGAACUGAAAGUAUUUCUUGGUGCAGUGAAAGUAGUCUUUUUAUAUUUUUAUGCUUAUAAGAUACUGAAUUUCAUCAGUGAAUUUGAAACAGCCAAGAAGAAAUUAACAGAAGCAAGCAUAGUGGCAGUGGAGAUGGCUCUACAUGGCAUGGAAGAAGCAUAUCAAAAAGCAACAAAAGUUUCUUUAGAUAUAUUUCUGAAGGCUCCACUUAUUAUAAUUCCACAGAAUGUUAGUUCUGAUAUUGCUGUUGUUGCAGAUUUAGGAACACUGAAGUUACACAAUUAUUUUAAAGUGGUAAAUGAUCCUAGUGAUUGUGGAACUCCAACAAUAUUUGACAACUUGUCUUUAGAACUCUUUGACUUAAAAUUUUCAUCUGCAGUUGUUCACACUGCAUCUGCAAAUAUUUUGUCAGAGUCCAUGCUAUUAAAACCAAUCAACAUGACUUUGGAAGUAAUUCGUAACCUAUCUAUAGGGUGUUAUAAUAACAUUCCAGAAAUAGUGGUUAAAGGUAAACUUGAUGGUAUGGAAAUGACUUUAAACCAAGGAGAUUUUUCUAUUAUUAUGAAGGUGCUACUUGAAAAUUUUGAUGCUGUACAUCAAAGCAGCUCAUCACCAGAAUUUAUUGCAAGAGCUACCACAGCUGAAAAGGUAAUUGUAAAAAAACUUGUAAAGGAGGAAACAAAGAAUACUGAAUUCAUAGAACUUGUUUUUAAAAAAGCAACAUUUACUUUUCAGUUGGACAGUUUUAAAGUCUCUCUUUUUGAGGGAAAUUCCAAUAUGUCUUCAGAUAUGUCAAAAAGAAAACCAGAAUGUGCACUGGCUGAGCUUGAAUUUUUGACCAUAGCUAUAAAGGGAGAAGUCCUUAGUGAUGGUUUUCUUUGGGCUAAUAUUAUUCUUAAGAACUGCAUUUUAGAUGACAUACGGGUUGUUAGGAAAAAAGGAAUCACCAGACUAAUGGAAUGCAGCAGUGUAGCUAGUAAUGAUAAUCAAAAUAUGAUUGAUAUUAUUUUCAUACAAUAUUCAAGCCAAGAAAGAUUUCUGGAUGUUAAAAUUUCAAGUUUCAGUCUCAUUCUUAACUUAUUGUAUUUAAUGACACUGAGAGAUUUUUUUUCUAAGGCUAUGCCAGAUAAAAUAAUUUCACCACAGUCUACUAUUACUUUGAAGCCCAAGACAGUUUCAAACCAUGCUGACACUGAUUCCAGAGCAUGUAUAACUAUAACCCUUGAUAUUAAACAGCCAGAUUUAGUUCUCAUGGAAGACAUGGAAGACUAUAAUUCUAAUGCUGUAAUCUUGAACUUUCAAAUGAAUGCCAAAGUGUCAGUGUCACCAGAUGCUCAGUUAGUCAAUGGAUUGAUUUCUAAAUUUCAGCUUUUUACAGCUUGUUUUAACCCAGAAUUAAGGGAAAAGACAAUCUCAGAAAUUCUAAGACCCUGUGAUAUCAUUAUUUGCUCUAAUUCACCCAAAAUGAGAAGUCAGCAUAUAAAUAUUGAAUUCACCAGAAUUUGUUUGAAUAUAUCACCAAACACUACACAUAUAAUGACAAAAAUAUUAUCUGGUUUGUUACAUCAGCAAAGCUCAAAAAAGAUUGAAGAAGAAAAGUGUUGUGAAAAUUAUUCUGAGUUAUGGUUGCCAAAGAAACUUGAAGAAUGCUCUUUUUGGUUUUUAGAAACUGUAGUCUUUGCUGAAGAAGCUUUAAUAAAUGAUGCUACAUUGCCUGCUGAAGAUAGUGUACAAGCAGAAGCUGAUUCAGAGCUACUGAUGUUGACUAUGAAAACUAUUAUAUUAACAGUUGAAAUAGGUAGAGGGAAACAGACAGUUCCUAUGAUUUUGAUGGAAGCUGCUUUCCAGGCUGAGAUACAAAACUGGAGCUCAAGUCUUCAUGUUGAGUCAUUUUUCUUGAUAGAAAUUGCUUACUAUAAUGAAAAAUUGGCUUUGUGGGAACCACUUCUUGAACCAAUUGAACAGUCAACUGGGAAAUCAAAACCAUGGGAGCUAGUUGUGGAAGUGACCAAGAACCCUGAAUUACCAGAAGCACCUGCUGAAAAUGGAGAAUCGUAUGAGGUUUCUUUUUUCCCUCCAGUUAUGAGCAUUGUUAUAUUUUCUAGUGAUGUAAUGGAGUUGACAGUCAGUAAGAUUGCUUUAGAGGGUUUAAAUAACCUUAUCCAGGCUUUUGGUGAGGUAGUUAAAAAUACUCACAAAUUCAAACACACACAGACAGAAGUAUCGUAUGUUAUAAAAAACCACUUGGGUCUUCCAGUGCAUGUAAUACUGCCCAAUGAUACUUCACAAGUAGUUGGACAAAAUCAGUCUAGUUUCAAAGAGGUAUUGUUGGAGUCUGGUAACACUCUUUAUUUAAAAUGCUCUUCCACUAAAGAAUCAGAAAGUAAUAUAUCUAUUCUAAACCAGCAGAAUGUAAAAGUAGAAGAAAUACUUUGCUUGAAAAUUGUGACUCAUCAGGUAAAUUCUGUUCGAAAACUCAAUAUUUCUCAGGUUGGUAAGCGGUACUAUCAACUACCUAUUAAAACUUACACAGAUGAUCUGUGGGCUUUUGUUGUGGAUGUGUCUCUAUUACAUGGUUCAAAAAUAGUUACUUUUCAUGGCUGCAUCACCUUGUAUAAUCAUUUGUCAGUGUCAUUUGAAUUAUAUUACAAGAAGCCAAGUGGAAAUGAACUGCAAAUUUGUGGACUUGUAGAACCUAAAAAGAUGUGUUUUGUUCCAUUACAUGGAAUAUACUCUCUCACUAGUGAACUUUUCUUUAAGCCUACCAAAGGCUCAAAUACCAUAUGUGCAGAGCCAUUUGUUUGGAAGGAUCUAAUAAAUGAGCCAAAUACAUUCAAAACUCUUGAAUGCACUGGUUAUGGUGAUGUGGAAAGCAACUUUUUUUUCAAAUUAUUUGGAGAAGUUGAACAAAUUCUUUAUGAAGAAUCUAUGAAAAGGACUGUAAUGAGCACUUGUUACAUGUUACAUUUACGACCAACUGCAUCACUGAGAAACUUGCUUCCUCUUAUUGUCACUUAUACUAUACAAGGAAUGAAGGAAGAGUAUAUCUUGGAUGAAGGCAGCACUCAUGAUCUUACAUUUGCUUACCCUGGCAAGACUUAUUUACAGAUAAAGUUGCCAAAUUAUCUAGAUCAAAUCUGGGUAUGCACUAAAGAAUUGAAUCCUGCUGUAACUGAAUUGUCUGUUUGGACAUUUUCAUCAACAGUUUUAGAUAAAGAACUGACUUUAGACCUAGGUAUGCAUACUAGAAAGUGUGAGGGUUAUUUAGAUAUGGAAAUAUACUGCCCCUUUUGGAUGAUAAACAAAACAAAUCUUUUCCUGGCAUACAAAGGAGAGAAACAUAACGAUACUAGCCAUCCUGGAAAUUUAAACAUCCCUGUAUUAUUUUCAUUCAGAACCAAAAACUUUUUUUCUAAAAGCAAAGUUUCUAUAAAAGUGGAGGAUUCAGAGUGGUCAAAUGAAUUUUCAGUGGAUGCUGUGGGAAAUUGUGGCUCAGUUGCUGCUAGGGUAAAAAAUGGUAAAAUAUACUGUGUCAGUGUACAAAUUAUGCUUAGCCAAUCUAGCUUGACCAAAAUUGUUGUGUUCACACCAUUUUAUCUGUUAACCAAUAAGAGCAAGUGUAAUAUUCAAAUUAAAGAGGACCUAGAAUCAGCACAGUGGCUUACUGUCCCUGCUGGUGAGUGUGUUCCAUUUUGGCCCGAUCAAACCAAAAAAUCAGGAGUGGUAGUAAAAUAUGAUGGUUUUAAAGAUCAGAGUGCACCUUUUUCAUUCAAAGAACCACAUUCACAUCUCUUAAGAUUGGCUGGUAUUAAAGGAGCAAUUUAUGUGGAUUGCCAAUAUAGAGAAUCUUCAACUGUAUUAAACUUCUGUGAUUACUAUGAAGGGUCAGCUCAAGUUCGACUUGUUAACCACACAGACAGUUUUACUGUGAAGUACUCUCAGUGUGGUAAAAAGGAGAAACAACAGCUGGAACCACAACACUGUAUUCUCUACACAUGGGAAGAUCCAAUGGGUGAAAAAAAAUUGGCCUGGUCUUGUGGACAGAAACUUUAUGAAAACAAUCUGAUCCAAGAUGGAAUUGGUGAGUUUUUUGCCGACAAAGACACAAAAAUGUAUUGGGUGUCUUUUUUGGAUGGAUUUCAACGAACUAUAUUGUUUACAGAAGAUGUUGCAUUAGUAACUGCUGCUCAAGUAGCUGGUGAGCUAGAGCAACAUGAGCAAGAAAUAACUGUUUCUCUCUUAGGUGUUGGAAUCUCUUUUGUAGACAGUGAGAGUAGAUCUGAGAUUAUGUAUGUUAGCUUUGCUAAUUCAGGAGUGAUGUGGGAACAGUGCAAGCUUAAAAGUUUAAGUUUCAAACCUGUAAGUGUACAAGAAAAUAUGCUAUUAGAAACUGGAUACCAGAAAUACUUGAAUGAAACUAAAUUAGGGAAACUGACAAAUUCCAGGAAAUUUCUAGAUGAGAAAAUUGAAAUUGACUUCAGUGAGAUGUUAAUGUAUAAACCUAACAAAAGGCACAUUCGGAGGACUUUUCAAGUAGGUGUUUGGGUUCAGUACAGCUCAUCUGCUCAUCUCACACAGCUGCAUGCAAAAAUAAACAAAUUACAAAUUGAUAAUCAAUUGACAGAUUGUGUCUUUCCAGUGGUUCUUGCUCCAGUACCACCUCCAAAGUCUGUUACUUCUGACAGUAUUCCUAAACCUUUUACUGAGGUCAGCAUCAUGAUGAGGAAAGCAGAACACAGUUUACUUAAUCAAUUCAAGUACUUUAAAUUAUUGGUACAGGAGUUUCAUGUGAAAGUAGACCAGAGCUUUUUAAAUUCUUUGCUUGCUUUCUUUUCUUCAGGAGAAAAGGGUUAUAAAAAUUAUGCAGAGCUUCUGAAGAAAGACAAAGAAAUACUGAAAUAUAACUUGAAGGCAUUUGUAACAAUAUACUCUUUCCAUGAUCAGAAGAAUUUCUAUGACAUUCUUCAUUUCUCACCAAUUAAAGUUCAUUUAAGUUUCUCCAUAACAGGAGGUGGACAUUAUCUUAAUCAACCAAAUCCUAUUCAUUCUGAACUCAUCAAUCUUCUCUUUCAAAGUGUUGGAAUCACAGUAACUGAAAUACAAGAUGUGAUAUUUAAACUAAACUACUUUGAGAAGCAGAAUGUUUUCCUUUCUCAUAGACAGAUUUUAUCAGAUGCAAUCAUACACUACAAAAGACAGGCUCUUAAGCAACUUUACAUGUUUGUACUUGGCCUUGAUGUUAUUGGUAAUCCUGUUGGACUUUUGCUUGAAAUGGGUGAGGGAGUUGGUGAUUUAUUUUAUGAACCAUUUCAAGGAGCAGUACAGGGCCCUGAAGAGUUUGUAGAAGGACUAGCUAUUGGUGUUAAAAGCUUGUUAAGACAUGCUGUUGGUGGAGCAGCUGGUGCUGUUUCUCGUAUCACUGGCACUCUAGGUAAAGGUGUGGCAGCUCUCACAAUGGACCAAGAGUACCAAAAGAAAAGACGACAGCAGAGGAACAGACAGCCUGGAGCUGUGAGACAAGGCUUAGCUCAGAGUGGAAAAGGCUUUGUCAUGGGAGUCUUUGAAGGAGUCACUGGUGUUGUAAUGAAACCAAUAGAGGGAGCCAAAGAAGAGGGUUUUGGAGGCUUUUUCAAGGGUGUUGGGAAAGGUCUGAUUGGUAUUGUUGCUCGUCCAACAUCUGGUGUUGUUGAUUUAGCUAGUUCAGGCCUGGAGGCUGUAGUGAAAGUAACUGAACUUUCUGAUGAAAUUAAACGAGUAAGGUAUCCUCGCUACAUUCAUCCAGAUACAGUCAUUAAACCAUACAAUGUCACUGAAGCUGAAGGAAAUGAAAUUUUACAGGAAGUUAGAAAAGGAUGUUUUGCUACAACAGAUGAAUACAUGGCCCACUUUCCAGUUAGCAGUGAUGGCAAAAACCAUUUACUACUAACAAAUAGAAGAGUAAUGUUUAUAUACCAUGGGGAUAUCUUUGGUCAGUGGAUUAUGGAUUGGCAGAUCACCUGGAAUGACCUCAUGGAAACUCCACAGGUAACAGAAAGGGGAAUCAAGUUUGUGUUGAAGGAGCCUAUGAAGAAAUUAGGAGGUUUAGGUGGAAGUGGACAGACAAUCAAGUUCCUUCACAUCUAUGAUCCUAAACUGUGUACUUGUAUUGUGGAAAAAAUUAAGGAAGCCAUGAAUCAGUGAGUGUAAUUUUUAGAAACUUAAGUAUAUAUGUUUUAUAUAUAGCUUAGAACAUAAAAUCAUAUGAUACAGUCAGUGUUGGCUGUAAAGUGCUUUCACAAAAGAUAAAUCUAGCUAUAUCAACUGGUAAUUUUGCUCCUAGUUUUUGUUAGAACCAAGCUUUUCAUUGUGAUUGUUAUAUGUAAAUUCGUUAAAUCUGGUAGCUUUUGCUGUAAUUUGAAAUUAAGCACAGAAAACUGUGUUUUGGGAAGUUUUCAAGAUAUUUCACCACCAAAUAUGAUAUAUCAUGCAGUCUUUUUGAAAUAUGUUAAUUCGUAAUAUAAAGUACAGGUAGUGACUAAAUAUGAUGUGAAGGUUGGUUUUGGCUUGUUCAGAUAUUUUGUUCAGUGUUUAAAUAUAUAUGCUAUUUAACUUAAAAUCAGAUUGAACAUUAGUUUUUAUAAGGAAAAAACUAUCAGUUAUCACUGUUGCAUAUCUAGUCCCCAAAACUCAGGUUUCCUUUUGUUGUUGUUGUUUUUAUCCUUGCCAUGAUGUGUAUGCAAACAAUAAAGUACUUUUUUUUUAAAAGAGUGAUAAAUGUUUAAACGUUUUAUCGGCAUUUUCCAAUUUGUUUAAAUGUAUUAUAAUAUUCAUUUGAAUUGUUUAUAGCUACAACUGACUUUUCUUUUGUAUGUAAGACAGGCUGCUAGGUGAUGCUCACGUGCAAUAUAUUUAUAUUUAAAUAUUUAUUUGAAGAUAUAUAAUGCUAUCACCCUAUUUGUUUUGAAAUGUAUAUACAUAGAACACAGCUAUUCUAUGUAUAUGUAGUAUGAUCUUUUAUUUAUACAAAAUAUGUUUUGAAAUUAUGCUGUAGUAUUGGUUGUGAAUACUAUAUAUUUUAUUUUUACUAUAUUGUUGUAUGAUUAUAUUAGGCCGGUGUAUAUACAUAUGUAGACUUACUAAAAACGUAUCAAUAAAAAGUUAUUUACGAACAAACAUUUGAAUACGCUUUCCUUACACUUUUAUUGUAAAAUAUUAUGAUGGCGAAAUUAUAUUAUCCACAUCAUCCUAUCAUGUAUAUGAUGAGUUCUUCUUAAUUGUUAACAAGGUUUUAGUCAAUAAUGAUUUAGGUCAUUUUGUAAUAUCGGAAGGAUAAUUAUUUCUAUUACUUGCAAAAAAAUAUUUGCCAUUCUAGCAACGUAUUUUCCGUUUUUAUCCGUAGCCAGUCGACAUUUGUUUUAACUGGACUUUUAAUGUGAAAAUGGCUGAACUGUAGACAAGUGACAGCCGUGACUAAUAAACGAUAUAUUAAAUUAAGUUGUUUUACUGGCUGCUGGAUUUUUUCUUUUUGCAUAAAUUAUUAUUGAAAUUAGCUUUGCCAAGUGUGACUGUUUUCCAGGAAAUUUAACACAUAUACCAUGCAUUAUAUGAAUGUCUUUACAAACUUUUCAUCAUGAUAAGAUAACCGGAUUUUCCUAAUCAGUUCAAGGUUUUCAACUAAAUGAAAACCUCAUAGCCAUGAAUUUUUACAUUCUAUGUUUAUGUUUUAAGUACUUUCUUCUUUCAACAAAACUGUAUUACGCUGAAUUGUAUGAGUUUUAUACAAAGGAUGCAUGCUUAUAAUUUUUAUAUUCUGAAAUGUAAAAUCGAUUUAUCAGAUAAGAGGUUUUACCGUGUAUGAAAUAACUACACUUUUCAAUAACUAGGUAAAUAGUUUAUAGUAUAUUUGAAAAGUACUAAAAAAUAAGUUUAACGAAUUCAAAUCAAAUUUUUAUUCUUUUAUUAUUAUUGUCAGGGAAAACUGGUAACUUGGAACGUUACGGUUCUGUAAGUCUCCGCUAUGUCUAGCUACAAGUAUGUUAUCCAUUCAUUAUUUUUACUUAGAUUCACAGCUAGAUGUGUUUCCUUAGUGUUUGGAGCUCUCGGUAAAGUGUAGAUAAAAGCACAAGUGACAUUUUUUAUCUUUAAAUUUUUUUU
This is a messenger RNA of Limulus polyphemus (Atlantic horseshoe crab), 12152 nucleotides long. Its product is annotated as vacuolar protein sorting-associated protein 13C-like. The record is from RefSeq and is a predicted model, not a curated record. The coding region runs from base 588 to 10199 and encodes 3203 amino acids. Gene Ontology annotation, cellular component: extrinsic component of membrane. Gene Ontology annotation, biological process: protein targeting to vacuole; protein retention in Golgi apparatus. The transcript has a single exon. Lineage: Eukaryota; Metazoa; Arthropoda; Merostomata; Xiphosura; Limulidae.